AUGGGCUGCCAGAAGCUCACAGCGAUGAAGGAGACUGACAGAGAUCAGGUGUACCUCCUUAAGCUGCUGAAGUUGCCACUGGUACGCAGUGUGCUCGGACCCAACUGCAUAGAAGAGGCAACGGACCUCGGAGGCGGCAGAACGGCCGCCUCCGCGGGGCAACCGGACCUCGGGCAGCGGGGUAACCGGACUCCGGAGGCAGCUGGAGGGCCGCGGGGCAACCGGACCUCGCAGGCGGUGGGACGGCCACGGGACGAACAGAACUCGCAGGUGUCGGAACGGCCGCGGGGCAAACGGACCUCGCAGGCGGCGGGACGGCCGCAGGGCAAGCUGAACCCAAAGGCGGCGGGAAGGCCGCGGGGCAACCGGACCUCGCAGGCGGUGGGACGGCCGCGGGACGAACAGAACUCGCAGGUGUCGGAACGGCCGCGGGGCAACCGGACCUCGCAGGCGGUAGGACGGCCGCGGGACGAACAGAACUCGCAGGUGUCGGAACGGCCGCGGGGCAACCGGACCUCGCAGGCGGCGGGACGGCCGCGGGACGAACAGAACUCGCAGGUGUCGGAACGGCCGCGGGGCAACCGGACCUCGCAGGCGUCGGGACGGCCGCGGGACGAACAGAACUCGCAGGUGUCGGAACGGCCGCGGGGCAACCGGACCUCGCAGGCGGCGGGACGGCCGCAGGGCAAGCUGAACCCAAAGGCGGCCGAACGGCCGCGGGGCAACCGGACCUCGCAGGCGGUGGGGCGGCCGCGGGACGAACAGAACUCGCAGGUGUCGGAACGGCCGCGGGGCAACCGGACCUCGCAGGCGGCGGGACGGCCGCAGGGCAAGCUGAACCCAAAGGCGGCGGGACGGCCGCGGGGCAACCGGACCUCGCAGGCGCCGGGACGGCCGCGGGACGAACAGAACUCGCAGGUGUCGGAACGGCCGCGGGGCAACCGGACCUCGCAGGCGGCAGGACGGCCGCGGGACGAACAGAACUCGCAGGUGUCGGAACGGCCGCGGGGCAAACGCACCUCGCAGGCGGCGGGACGGCCGCAGGGCAAGCUGAACCCAAAGGCGGCCGGACGGCCGCGGGGCAACCGGACCUCGCAGGCGGUGGGGCGGCCGCGGGACGAACAGAACUCGCAGGUGUCAGAACGGCCGCGGGGCAACCGGACCUCGCAGGCGGCAGGACGGCCGCGGGACGAACAGAACUCGCAGGUGUCGGAACGGCCGCGGGGCAACCGGACCUCGCAGGCGGCAGGACGGCCGCAGGGCAAGCUGAACCCAAAGGCGGCGGGACGGCCGCGGGGCAACCGGACCUCGCAGGCGGUGGGACGGCCGCGGGACGAACAGAACUCGCAGGUGUCGGAACGGCCGCGGGGCAAACGGACCUCGCAGGCGGCGGGGCGGCCGCAGGGCAAGCUGAACCCAAAGGCUGCGGGACGAACAGAACUCGCAGGUGUCGGAACGGCCGCGGGGCAACCGGACCUCGCAGGCGGCGGGACGGCCGCAGGGCAAGCUGAACCCAAAGGCGGCCGGACGGCCGCGGGGCAACCGGACCUCGCAGGCGGUGGGGCGGCCGCGGGACGAACAGAACUCGCAGGUGUCGGAACGGCCGCGGGGCAACCGGACCUCGCAGGCGGUGGGACGGCCGCAGGGCAAGCUGAACCCAAAGGCGGCGGGACGGCCGCGGGACAACCGGACCGCCGCCGUCGGUUCGUCUGCCGAGAAUAG
Lampris incognitus (smalleye Pacific opah) is the source of this 1722-nucleotide messenger RNA. RefSeq names its product germ cell nuclear acidic protein-like. The transcript is spliced from 3 exons. The record is from RefSeq and is a predicted model, not a curated record. Gene Ontology annotation, molecular function: DNA binding. NCBI's taxonomy places the organism in Eukaryota, Metazoa, Chordata, Actinopteri, Lampriformes, Lampridae. The coding region runs from base 1 to 1722 and encodes 573 amino acids.